Fusarium falciforme is the source of this 573-nucleotide messenger RNA. RefSeq lists its product as hypothetical. The coding region runs from base 1 to 573 and encodes 190 amino acids. The record is from RefSeq and is a predicted model, not a curated record. Gene Ontology annotation, biological process: endoplasmic reticulum to Golgi vesicle-mediated transport. NCBI's taxonomy places the organism in Eukaryota, Fungi, Ascomycota, Sordariomycetes, Hypocreales, Nectriaceae. The transcript has 2 exons. Gene Ontology annotation, cellular component: TRAPP complex; cytoplasm; nucleus.
AUGUCUACCGCGAUACCUUCAAUCGCCUGCCUCGGCGUCAUCGGCCGUAAUAACAACCCCCUCCACAUCUCCAUCUUCCCCUCGCACGACCCGGCCACAAACAACUUCACCCCGAUCCGCACCCCGCUCCAGUUCUCCCUCCUCCUCUCGUCCACCAUCGACGUCUUUGACCUGCGCGCCCGCAACAACGCCGUAUCGGGCGUCGGCCUCUCGGGCGACUUUGGCCUGCUGCACGCCGUCGACGACCGCCUCGCCGCCUACGGCUUCGAGACCAACACGGGCGUCCGCAUGGUCUGCGUCGUCGACAUGCGCGGCCGCCGCGUCGAUGGGAGCGCACCCGUGGCCGCAGCCUCACGGGGUGCCGCGGCCGCUGGCCUGCGCGACGCCGAGCUUAAGCCUGUCUUCCGUGCCAUGCAGAGCGCCUACGUGCGUCUGUUGCAGAACCCCUUCUACGACCCGGACGAGCACGCGCCCCUAGGUGGACGAGGGGGCAGGAAGAUUACGAGUCGCAAGUUUGCAGAGGACAUGAAGAGGAUAGGAGAAGGCUGGACACCUGGCGUGACGAGUCUUUGA